Messenger RNA from Stomoxys calcitrans (stable fly), 2474 nucleotides. RefSeq lists its product as uncharacterized. Lineage: Eukaryota; Metazoa; Arthropoda; Insecta; Diptera; Muscidae. The coding region runs from base 568 to 2343 and encodes 591 amino acids. The transcript is spliced from 4 exons. The record is from RefSeq and is a predicted model, not a curated record.
AAGUUAAAGUCAUGUUAAAAUCGUUUUUCAGUUGCUCCAGGCACUUUGGGCGAUUAAGAAGACCGCCGCCGCGACAAAAUGUUCAAAUUCCCAUAGAAAACGUGACAUAAGGAGUGUGGCACGUAUGUCGCGUUUUAUCAUACUCAUACGCUACCCCACCAACAAGGAAGCGUACAAGGCUAGCGAUAAUGAGAAAUGUAAACACAAAACACAAUGACAACAAACGAUUUCCAUUUGGCGCCUUCGUAUACAGGCGACUUCCGGUUUGAAGCGGAUAUUGAAAUUUAUGCCAUUUAUUCGCAGCAAAGCGGCGAAAUUCCUUUGCCUAAGAGCUGUGCGCGUGUGAGUGAGAAGUUCAGAGUUCAUACGAAAAGAGAGUGCGAGAGACUUUAAAAAGUGCAGAGAACCAAAACGGAAAGUUUUUCUAUGAUUUAUUGGCCAUGCCAUAUGAGUGUUCACAUUUAGCAUUGAACAAUAAAUCAGACAAGCACAUGUGAUAAUGAUAAAUGCCCCAAAUCAAGGGAUAAAUUAAGAAAUAAUAAUAAAAACGAUACGUGCCGCUACAAAAUGGGUUACAGUUUCGAAAGCGAUCGUUUAUCAUUUUCGGAGCCGGAUUUGACAGUUGCCAAAAAGCACAACGACCGUUUCGCCAUCAAACAUCUUCACGAAUACAUAUCCGUAGAUCAAUUAAAAUUUUACCGUAGACGAAAACCACCAGAGCUUUUGACGAAAAGCAGCAUCUGCCUUUCACAUCCAAAUCCAAUUGUUAAAAAUAAUGAUAUCGUGCUUCCACGUAAGCCAACGUUAAAAACCGAAUACACAGGAAAAUUUCAAAAUUUACCUUUGGCACGCAGAACACAAUCACUUAGGAGAGCCACUUCAUUGCGCCUGGAAGGUUUAAUGCCCUUGAAUCGAUCAGAGCAUCAGGAUUGUUUUCAUUGGUUCUCGCCAGAAGACUGGAAAAGCUGUCGCUCCUACCCCAUGAGAAAACCUGAUAUUCUACGCUUGGCUGGGCCCUGUGAAAUGGAACCCGAAUAUCGUUCAUCAUACAUCACAUAUCCCAUGGUAGAUCGAGCUACAAAAAUUCUGCCCCGAGAAAUGUUUCGUAUACACUCACCACCGAAGCCUCCCAAGCCAGAGAACAACGCCCCGGACGAAAUCGAAAUAAUUCAAAAAGUCACCGAAGAUAAAAUGCAAAGAGAGCGAGCCGCCGAACAGCAGCUAGAGUGUCACUUGCAAAAGCGAGCCGCCACCGACGAGCAACAACCGAAAGUUUCACCUUCGGAGUACGCCCGCCAAUAUGUCACACCAUACACUAGCGAAAAGGCCCACUCCAUUCCACAAAUGAGUCACAUUAGGAUGCAGGGAAAUUUUCAUGCCGUACCCGAAUACCAGGAUAGUUUCAAAAUGUAUGCCAACUACACUAAGCCAGAGGCCAUACGCAAGGCUGACAAUUUGGUUAUCUCGGGCUCUGAGAUUCAAAUGCCAGAUGAAUCGGAGAAUGUCAUGCCCGAAUAUAGGGCAAAGUUUCAUCAGCCGCCCAGAGACUUGGAAAAGGAGAAGCCUUUGAAAACGGAGGAUCAUCUCAAACCCAGUGGACAAUUUUCCACAGAUGUGCCAGAAUAUUACGAGAGCUUCCGGGAUCCCCAAGUAAAACAAAUACCCGAGAAGGGUAAAUGUCGCGAAAAUUAUCUACAUCUAAAGGGCAAGCUGGAAUUUAAUCCGGAAUACAGGAACAACUAUUUGGAUUUUCCCCGCUCAAGGCCAGUGGUGUCGAAGCCAACCUCCUCCUUUCGUUUGCCCAACUCAAAUACCGCAAAAACCCAAACAUCCCCUUUGACGCCACCAAAAUUCGAAGAUGAAUCAAAAUCCUCUUUGAGUGUGGUAGAAGCCGAUGCCGAUAUAACCAACUCACCUGAAUACAGGAAAGCCUGUUAUCAAUACCAAAUUCGAGAAAGAUCUCCAACCCAAAAGGCCAUACCGGAGACCGCGUCUAAGGAUGUCAAGAAAUUCAAUCGAAAUGAACGCAAAUCACCAUUGCCACAGGCAAAAGCUGCAAGCAGUAAUUAUCAUCCGCGUAAGACCUCCAUACUGGACUCACAAUCUUCCUCUCCAGGUAUGGAGAAUUUAGGUCAGAUACGUAACAAGGCUCCCAGAUUUGGGCGGCGCGCUGGCGAUUCAGCCUUAAGGAAUGCCGAAAAUUGUCGUUCGAACACCUCGAUCAUAGAGGGAAAUCCUAAAUACGCCCUAACCCAACGCAAAGACGCAUUCAACUCUGAUAGUAUCCAUGACUCCUUUGUGGUCUUGGAUAAUAAACCCUGCAAACGUUCCCACUGGAUGUAAUAGUUUCUUAAGUUGCCCAUUAAUACCGAAACGAUGCAUAUCACCACACAAAAAAACGAAAAACAACCUCCCAUAUCGUAUGGGAAAACUGCCACCUUACAAUUAUAAAUAAAAUAUUAUAUGGAGAUUGA